GAGCCCUACCAUUCCGGAAAAAGAAGCCUCUUGCGCUCCUGUACCCCAAUGCAAACCCACUUGCAGUUGACCUAAUGGAAAGAUGCCUAACGUUCAAUCCGAGACGACGUAUUGACGUUGAACAGGCUCUGGCCCAUCCGUAUCUCGAGCCAUAUCAUGACCCUCAGGAUGAGCCUACAGCAGCCCCCCUGCCGCCGGGAUUUUUCGACUUUGAUAACGGCGAGCAGUUGAGCAAAGCCCAGCUAAAAUAUCUCAUUUACGAAGAAGUUAUCCAGCCUUUCCCACCCAUCGCCGCCCAAACAUAGCGAUUCGAUUAUCUCAUUCUCAUGAUAUACCCUCAUGCAUCAUAAAUGUUUAUUGUUGCCAUCAUUGAUUUGUACAUAGUGUAACAUCGUUUCUUCAUAUUUGGCAAAAGUGCGUGAAGCCUUG
This is a messenger RNA of Cantharellus anzutake, 429 nucleotides long. RefSeq lists its product as uncharacterized. The record is from RefSeq and is a predicted model, not a curated record. Lineage: Eukaryota; Fungi; Basidiomycota; Agaricomycetes; Cantharellales; Hydnaceae. The transcript is spliced from 3 exons. Bases 75 to 305 code for a protein of 76 amino acids.